This is a messenger RNA of Megalops cyprinoides (Indo-Pacific tarpon), 1617 nucleotides long. It is a transcript of the gene snrpf, whose product is annotated as small nuclear ribonucleoprotein polypeptide F. Bases 114 to 374 code for a protein of 86 amino acids. Gene Ontology annotation, cellular component: U1 snRNP; catalytic step 2 spliceosome. The transcript has 4 exons. NCBI's taxonomy places the organism in Eukaryota, Metazoa, Chordata, Actinopteri, Elopiformes, Megalopidae. Gene Ontology annotation, molecular function: RNA binding. The record is from RefSeq and is a predicted model, not a curated record. Gene Ontology annotation, biological process: mRNA splicing, via spliceosome; spliceosomal snRNP assembly.
AAACAAGUCACUUCCUGUCACCGUUGAGCAGCGUGUGAGCUUUAGGAAAAGUGUUUUGUUUGGUUAUCAGGUGUAAGAAAACGCGUUAAAUACCUCAAAAGUCGGCUGCAGAAAUGAGUUUGCCACUGAACCCGAAGCCCUUCCUCAAUGGUCUGACAGGCAAGCCGGUGAUGGUGAAGCUGAAGUGGGGCAUGGAGUACAAAGGCUACCUGGUGUCUGUGGACGGCUACAUGAACAUGCAGCUGGCAAAUACUGAAGAGUAUGUGGACGGAGCAUUGGCUGGCCAUUUGGGGGAGGUACUUGUCAGAUGCAACAACGUCUUGUAUAUACGAGGUGUUGAAGAAGAGGAGGAAGAUGGUGAAAUGAGAGAAUAAUGAAACGACAUUGUCACCCUCCCGGAAUGCAUACUUUCUAUUUUAUUUGUCUGGAAAAAAACAGCAUAGUAACCUUUCACUGUACUGCCUAUUUAAUGAGGGUUUCCAUUCAUGCAAGAACUGUUAAAAGGCACAUAAAUGUAUUUAUUCUCCGAAAGUCACGCUCUGACAGUCCUGCAACUCUUUUCAAUAGUCUUCAUCAGGCAUUUGGACUGUUGUUGAACCAGCAUGUUGGAAGAGCUGUGUAUUGACCUGUUGAGUAUGAGGAUACAUGUUCUGUCAUUUCCAGAGCCGUGCCACCAGUGAUAGCUGUUUCUAUGGAAAUCUUCAUUAAAUGGACACUACAAUCUGAGGUUGUGCUCCAGUUUAUUUUUGGGGGGAUUUUUUUGUAAGUGUUAACUACUUUGGAACUAAAGUCUAUUUUGAUGUUUUCUUUCCUUUUUGGUUUUUUAUUUUCCAGUACUGCUGAAUUGUGUUCAUAAAGGCAAAGAAGUAAUAAAACUGUACAUAUUGACCUUUUCGUAAACAUUUGUAGCAGAUUUAUUUGCAGCCAAAGUCCGUUUUGCUGGUAGAAUGUGGCAUGGUCGCUUGUUGUGUGAUGUGUUUCAGGGGACUGGAGAGACAUGAGACAUCUGAUGUGAAUCAGUUCAAGUCCUUGCAGGUAGUAGAAGUGAUCUGAUCGCACACAAUACCCAGUGAGACUCGGGGCUGAUCCCUCCAAAAUUGCGCGCCAGACCGUGAUUCUCUGUCUGUCUGAUUUGGCAGACUCAAGUUAUCCCAGCUGCUCAACACUAGUAGCUGACCAUAUCGGAUGGAUCUCAACCACAAAAUAUGAACCAGUCAGAGAUGCACACUGAGUGGUGAAGGACUUUCUCUACCCUCUAGGCUUUUAAUGCUUACACUGAUUGCUCUGUCAGUCAGGUACAUGCCUCUUGGCAGAUGCAGUAAAUGGUAGAAAUUGAUGUUGUACUUUAAAAAAAUGUAAUCCAGAAAACAUUCAGAAGUAAAGUGUGGAACAUUCAGGAAGUUAUCAGUAGAGUUAAUGUUGCAUUCCAAGCUGAUAUAUUUAUGUAUGAUGGCGUUUUCUUAGGCAACAGAGCAGCUUGAUGUAGUCAGUGAUAGGAUAUUAGACGGGUUAAUCACUAUAGCCAACUGCUUUAUGAUUUUCCGUGGGCAGAGGAGGUAACGCUUGAUGCUGUAAAAUUGAUGUGCCACAUUUUGUACUGGCUUGAAUUUGACAAAA